Messenger RNA from Caenorhabditis elegans, 895 nucleotides. It is a transcript of the gene vps-29, whose product is annotated as Vacuolar protein sorting-associated protein 29. The coding region runs from base 47 to 622 and encodes 191 amino acids. Gene Ontology annotation, biological process: retrograde transport, endosome to Golgi. Gene Ontology annotation, cellular component: cytoplasmic vesicle; retromer complex; cytosol. The record is from RefSeq and is marked reviewed. NCBI's taxonomy places the organism in Eukaryota, Metazoa, Nematoda, Chromadorea, Rhabditida, Rhabditidae. The transcript is spliced from 4 exons.
CUUUAUUUUCAGGCAUCCAGAUUUUUGACGGAACUACGCCACAAACAUGUUGAACUUUCAGCUGGUGCUCCUAAUCGGCGACUUCAACCUGCCUCAUCGAGCAGCCAAUAUUUCGCCAAAGUUCCGGAAGCUUCUGGUUCCUAACAAGAUGCAACAUGUUCUGUGCACCGGAAAUUUGUGCUCACGAGAAACUUUUGAUUAUUUGAGAACCUUAUCAUCGGACGUACACAUUGUUCGAGGAGAGUUCGACGACGAAACCCUCAAGUAUCCGGACACAAAAGUGGUAACAGUCGGACAAUUUCGCAUUGGAGUUUGCCAUGGUCAUCAGAUUAUUCCAUGGGGAGAUCAGAGAAUGCUCGAACUGCUGGCAAGACAACUCGAUGUCGACAUUCUUGUCACUGGAAACACCUACGAAUGCAGUGCUGUCGAAAAGAAUGGCCGAUUCUUCGUUGAUCCAGGAAGUGCGACCGGCUCAUUCAGUGUCACCAAAACGGAACCAACAACCCCUUCAUUUGCUCUUCUCGAUGUCCAAGCCGACAACGUUGUCACUUAUUUGUACCGUCUGAUUGACGACGCUGUCAAAGUGGAUCGUAUCAUUUACAAGAAAUCGAAGACCACAUAAUACUAUUUAUAUUUUUUCAAUCAGUUUAUUUUUAUAUUUAUUUCUAUACGUUCCAAAAUCACUUCCACUCAUCCCAGUUUUGAAUUUCAUGUGAAAUGUACAGUGAAAAAAAAAUUUAUUAUCGACCUUCCUAUGUACAUUUUAAAUCCGAUUUGGCAGUCAAACUGGCGUCGUAUGAUUGCUAAGAGGAUUGUAUGUUCCACUGAUUCCAGUGCCCUCUACUAGUGAUUGUAGUGAUGAGCUCUUCUGAAAAUGAGAAAUGACGUUAUUAAA